Labeo rohita (rohu) is the source of this 4335-nucleotide messenger RNA. RefSeq names its product collagen alpha-1(XXI) chain. The coding region runs from base 92 to 2971 and encodes 959 amino acids. The transcript is spliced from 30 exons. Lineage: Eukaryota; Metazoa; Chordata; Actinopteri; Cypriniformes; Cyprinidae. The record is from RefSeq and is a predicted model, not a curated record.
UUUUUUUUUUUUUUUUUUCUGGAGGCAGUUUUAAAACAGGAGGACUCUGAAGAUUAACAUUUUAGGAAAAGGACUGAAACUUCGGUUGGGAAUGUCGUGGAUUCUGAAGUCCUUCCCAACACUGCUGUUCCUGGUUUACCUGCACGCCGCAGAGGACGAUGAUAUUCGAGCGGGCUGCAGCACUGCUGUCAAUGAUCUGGUCUACAUCAUGGAUGGCUCCUGGAGUGUGGGAAGUGAUGACUUUGAAACAGCCAAGCGCUGGCUGGUCAACGUCACCAGUGGCUUCGAUGUGAGUUCGCACUACUCACAGGUGGGCGUAGUACAAUACAGUGACACCCCCAGGUUGGAAAUCCCUCUAGGUCUCCACAAGACCACUCAAGAUCUCAUUAAAGCCAUUGAGGACAUCAGCUAUUUAGGUGGGAACACGCAGACGGGCCGUGCCAUCAAGUUUGCCGUGGACCACGUCUUUGCAUCUUCCCGACGAAGUGAAGUGAAGAACCGUAUUGCAGUAGUGGUGACUGAUGGUAAGUCGCAGGACGACGUCAUGGACGCUAGCGUAGAGGCACGAGCACAAGGGAUUAAAGUGUUUGCGGUGGGCGUCGGGACGGAGAUCACCACAUCAGAGCUGGUGACCAUCGCCAACAAGCCGGAGGGCGAAUACGUGCUGUACGCGGAGGACUACACCAACAUCGACCGUAUCCGUGAUGCUAUGGAACAGAAGCUGUGCGAGGAAUCUGUUUGCCCCACUCGUAUUCCUGUGGCGUCUCGUGAUGAGAAAGGCUUUGAGCUUAUAUUAGGCAUGAAGAUCCAUCAAAAAGCUAAGAAGAUUCAGGGCUCGUUGGUGUCAGAGGCAGCGUAUCUGCUAGACAAGAGCACCGACAUCACUGAAAACACAAGGGAGAUUUUUCCCGAAGGUCUUCCUCCCUCCUACGUGUUUGUGUCGACGCUGAGGCUGAAAGGGCCUUCAAGCAGGGAAAAGCUGGACCUGUGGAGGAUCCUGUCUAAAGACGGACUGGUUCAGGCGGCUGUCACACUCAACGGACUGGACAAAUCGGUCAUUUUCACGACCACAAACACGGUUAAUGAGGAACAGAUAGUUACUUUCCAUGCACAAAGCCUUGAGGCUGUUUUCGACGGAAGCUGGCACCAGCUGAAGGUUCUGGUUAAACCCAGACGUGUCACCUGUUUUCUGGAUGACCAGCAGAUCCAGGAUGAGGCUCUGGAUGCUGUGGUGCCCAUCUACAUCAACGGGAAGACUCAGAUCUCCAAACGCUCUGGCUCUGAUGCUACACUUCCUAUAGAAAUCCAGAAACUGAGGCUUUAUUGUGACCCACAGCAAAGUGAGAGAGAGACAGCAUGUGAAAUCUACUCUGUGGAUGAUGAACGGUGUCCCCUGGAUCGUGAGCCCACCAAUGAGAUUGAAGAGGCGUGCGACUGUAACGAAGGCCAGCCGGGACCGCCGGGUCCACCGGGACCUCCAGGACCUCCGGGACCGAGGGGUUUGCGUGGAGAGAAAGGAAGGGAUGGACCUCUGGGCCCAGAUGGUAAGCCUGGACCCCCAGGUUCAAGAGGAGAUCCAGGUAUACCUGGAGAGAAGGGUGAUGAGGGUCCAUCGGGGCCGAGAGGCGAUUCAGGACCUCAGGGUUUAAAAGGUGAACGAGGAGAACAAGGGUUGCCAGGGAAACCGGGGCCGCCAGGACCCAUGGGAGCAUCAAAACCAAACGUUGGUACAGUCGGAUUACCAGGAAAAAAGGGAGAGCAGGGGGAUAAAGGAGAACAAGGACCACCUGGAGAGCCCGGUCUAUUGGGUGAACCAGGACUUCCUGGAAAUGAUGGAGCAGUCGGCCCCGCUGGAGCAAAGGGAGAGAAAGGAGACGCCGGGCUGCCGGGCGCUGACGGACCACAAGGAGUUCCAGGAAUCCGUGGGCUUCCUGGUGAUGAAGGAGCGAGCGGACCGCAGGGUGCAAGAGGAGCGCCGGGACAGAAAGGACCACCUGGGCCAAGAGGAGCUCCGGGCGCGCCGGGGCCUUCGGGGCCCCCCGGAGCAGACGGACUCCGCGGCCCCAAGGGUAACACAGGAGAAAAGGGAGACGCAGGUAUUCCUGGAGCCGCAGGUCAAAAGGGUGAGCGGGGUGAGCCGGGAUUUCCAGGCCUUCAGGGUGCCAUGGGCCUGCCUGGAUUUAAAGGACACAAGGGAGAGAGAGGAGAGCUCGGACCCAGAGGCAUUCAGGGUGAAAAAGGCAGCAACGGCUUCCCUGGAUUGCCUGGCUUUCCCGGCGAAGUGGGACCGAGGGGCAACAAAGGAGAGAGAGGCACGCCGGGUGAAACCGGGGUCAAAGGUCCUGACGGACAGAAGGGAGACAUGGGACACGUCGGUGUAGUCGGGCCGCGCGGAUUCCCCGGUCAGGACGGUCUGCCAGGGCUACCCGGCGCUCCGGGCUUUCCAGGGAAGCCUGGUAAGCCUCCCUCAGAGGACUACUUAAUAAAACUCUGUGGGGACAUUUUGAGAAAUCAGUUGCCGCAGCUCCUGCAGAUGAUGAGCCCUCAGCGCUGUGAACCCUGUGAGACCAUUAAAGGUCCCCCGGGACCCCCUGGAGCUCAAGGGCCUAAAGGGUCGAGCGGGCCCCCUGGCUAUCCCGGCAGACACGGCGCCCAGGGCUACCCAGGACCUCCGGGCAUCCAUGGACCUCCAGGAGUCAAAGGGGACACAGGUCCACGGGGAUUUAAGGGCAAUAAAGGAGAGGGCAGACCAGGAUACCCAGGGCCUCCCGGAGACACAGGGAUCCAGGGUCCUCGCGGCAGCGAUGGCAUUGGUAUUCCGGGUCCUCCGGGAAUCCCGGGCAAAUCCGGGGCUCCGGGCAUUCCGGGGAAGCAAGGUCCUCAAGGGCCGGCCGGCGUGUGCGACAUGUCCAUCUGCUACCAGUCCUAUAACCUCAGGGAUGAACGCUACAGUAAAGGGCCCGAUUUCUAACACACGCGUUCGAGCGAACACAUGGGCUCAGCUCUCGGACUGCCAGAAGCGCCGCAGCAAAUCCAGAGGAAUUUACUGACACGGCAUUGGACAUUGUCUGCGCAUUGCUAUGCUGCAAUGAAACAUCAGGGGCCUGUAGAUGAAUGACGGCCAUUAGAGUGAUAUUUAAAGACGUGAAACCUGCCUUUCGAUGCAAGAAGAAUCCGUAAACACCAUUAACACAAGAGUGUGUACGUAAGGUAAUUUGGAUUGAUGUUAAUGUCAUAAACAUUAAUAUUUAUCAUCAUUACUUAUGAACAUUAAUUAUUAAUGAAAUAAAUGGCUAUUUUGUUGCCAAACAAGGAACUUUGCAACAUGAUAGGAGAUGCAAUAAUAAAAGCAUUAGUGUGUUUGUGGUUUGGUACAAAUACAGAUAAAGAAUAAAUGGUUUUAUUACUUCAGGGACAGACUUAAUGUUUCUGUUUGCUUUUUGGCAAAGCUGUCUUUAGUUUUGUUUUUUAACUGUACUUGGCUGAGAAUCUUGGAUUGGACAGCUUUUUAAGACACAACAGCCAUCAUAUUUUCAUAUUUAAUUGAAUUACUAACUGUGCUUUCAAUUGCUGGCCAGGUUGACUUAAUGAAUAGCAACUGUUCUUCUGUUAUUGACAUAUUCGUGUAAUUUUUUAAUUUUUUGCACUGCCUGAGGGAAAGGUAAAUUCACACUAACCUCACUGAAUACAAUUCCAUUAAGUAAAAGGAACACAAAGCGUUAUAAUCAAAAUUAUUCAAUUUAUGUGUGUUCAGGAACUCAUAAUGGAUUUUAUUCUUUUCUUUUGGCAGUAAAAUAUUUAAGCUGUGUAAGGUACGACAUACAAAUCUGACAGAUGUAAUUAUUUUAAAUCUUGAUUUUGUGAAUCCAUACAAACUGCUAGUUACGUAAAUAUUUUCUUCCACUGAAAUCUUGAAUAAACUGAUAUCACAUUUUGGUUACACUUUAUUUUGAUAGUCCACUUUAGACAUUCUACUAUCUUUGAAACUACAUGUCAACUAAUUCUCGUUAAUUUGCAACUACAUGUCUACUAACUCUCAGAGCAGACUGUUAGGUUAGGUUUAGGGGUAGUACAAUAAGUUGACACAUACUUGCAAAGUUUAGAAGAGUGUCUACUAAGCAGACAGUCUACUAAUACUCUAAUGACUAGUUGACAUGCAGUUGCAAACUUACUUACUGUUAGUAAAAUGUCUAAAGUGGACUAUCAAAAUAAAGUGUUACCCCAAUUUUUUUUUUCUCAUAUAAUCUUUUACUCAAUGCUAAUUUGUUGUUUUAUUCACUUAUUGUAUUUUCAUUUCAGUUCAUAUAUCUUUAAAAGCUUGCUUUUUACACAAAU